Anoplopoma fimbria (sablefish) is the source of this 2051-nucleotide messenger RNA. Its product is annotated as transmembrane protein 255B. Lineage: Eukaryota; Metazoa; Chordata; Actinopteri; Perciformes; Anoplopomatidae. The record is from RefSeq and is a predicted model, not a curated record. Bases 1 to 939 code for a protein of 312 amino acids. The transcript has 9 exons.
AUGACUGCAAGGAUCCUGGGAGCGACGGGCCGGGACAAACCAGUGCCAAAGAGCCGAGCAACAGAGAUGAUGGUGAGGGUCAGGAGGGCUCUUUGGCUGGUACUGGGCAUGCUCAGUCUCUCCCUGCUGCUGGUGGUGCUGGGAGUCUACACAACGACUCGAACAGAGAGCCUGAAUGUGACGGGCUACACCUCUGGAGUUAUUCUCACCCUUGGAUCAUUCCUGGGACUUUUGGGACUCCUCCUGGAAGAAAAUCGCAAACAGCUGCUGACGGCUGCAAUCGUAUUCCUCAGUUUUGGGAUCAUCACCUCUUUUCUGUGCCUGGUAAUCGAUGGAGUCGGUAUUGUCCUAAACAUGGACAUGCGUCCACUGAAAGCACAGAGAUGCCAGUACUACAGCAGCGGUGGCAGCUACAUCUAUGAGAACUUCUACACCUCUGUGCCGUGUUGGAGUCCAAAGGAGUCUUGCAGCAUGACAAUACGAAGUGGGACCUGCUACUGCUGCGACCUGUACGACUGUGCCAAUGGAGGAUACCUCAGCAACUACUACGAGUUUGUUGGAGUACGAAGCUGUGAGGAAGUUUUCACUCUGUACAUUUUAAUUUGGACCCUCGCCGGCCUGAACCUCGUGGCCUUCUUCACAGGCAUCCUCACCACAGCGGUGCUGGGCAGCAUCAAAGACCUGAGGAGUAGCGGCCCUGUGAUCAGGCACUCUGAGAGCACAGCGUCUUCUCCGACAGCUCCUCUGCUGACAGACGCCAACACACAUGGAGUUCACCUGCUACACUCGGGAGCCACGAUGUAUUUCCCUCCAGCAGCAGGGACAGCUGCCUCACAGAGUUUCCCUUCAUCGUCCGCUCCUCACCCUGAGUCCAACCCUCCUCCCUUUUACCCGCUGGCCAACCUUCUGCCCUACAGGAUCCACGGCAACGUUGCAUGAGACCCAGCAUUUUACCAAACAUGAGCAGAAAAUGAAUGCAGAAAGGGAUAAACAGAUAUUUUGUUAUCCUUGUUUUGAGAACUGGAGGAACUAUAAAAGAAAGAAGUUUGUCUGAAUAUUACGCAGAAAUGCAGUUUUUGUAUGAAAAAUCUGAAUGUGUUACUGAAAGACAUCUGUAGCCAUAUUGGUGAUUUUUUUUCUUAUUCUUUGAAAGGACUUGUUGACAUUUGAGUCAAAGAAAAAUUUGUUUUGAUCGUGAACAUGGAAUUUACAAUCACACUUCACAUGGAUCCAGCUGCCCGUCCGGUUUCCUCAAUUUGUUGACAUAAUCAAAGAACCGUUAACGACAAGAUCAUCCACUUCGGUGAUCAGACGAGCGAGAUAGGCUUGGCAGUACUAUUGCCGUUGUACUAUGUCUUUGCGGCACCAAAGUCCAACCAAAGUCAAUUAUUGAAUGGCUUUUAUUAUAUACAACUCCGAUUUAAUGUUUGGUUGACUUCAACUCAAAGUGAUGUUAAUGGCAUCACAUUUAGGCAAGACAAGUUUAUUUAUUUAGGCAAUUCAAAAGCACCUACCAUAAAACGUCAAAAGCAUCAAGAGAAAAGUGCAAAUUAGACACAAUAUAAAAGGUCAUUAAAAUACAAUUAUAUAAAUAAAAACAAGCCAAAAUAGAAUAAGAUGGGUGUAAAAUACAAGAAUAAAAAAAACAGAGUUGCAGUGGACCUGCAGUUUCCUGGCAGUUGUACAUUAAAUUGACUCUGUCCUUUAAUAGCCCGAAAAACGCUCAUCCUUUAUUAUUAUAAAUACAUAAUUUGACAUUUAUUACUCACAUUUAAAAAAGGCAGUCUGAGGCAGGAGGCUGCGGCCCAUUGUGUCCACGACCUCAUGCCACAAAAACAGUUUCUUCCCUUUUGCAUGCGCUCAUCAACAAACCCGGGACUCCCACCAACUCAGACACAAUUACACAGCCUUGCACAACUCUUUUCUUAAAAUUUACAAUAACAUACUUGUUUUACUGUACUCUUAAUUUGUUUGUUUGUCUGUCAUAUUUUAUCAUAAAUUUUCACCUUCCCUAUUUUUGAAUUAUGUGUUUUACAAUUACACUCUGUUUA